CACUGAAUCACCCCUCGCUCGAAUGAGGCUCAUACAGCAAGGUAAAGAGAAGGAGAAAGAGGGAGAGAAAGAGAGAGAGGAACUUGAAUCCUCCGUGAGCGGCGCAAAGUAAGACAACGGCGCAAAGUGUACGGCGUAGCCUACCGUGCCAGAGUUGAGCGCAAGGACUAACAGUAACCGGUAGCCAUUUUACGCCCUGAGAAGGAAGAGAUUCCCAACACCUGGACCUUUACUUCGACCAACAAAGAACAACACACGGCAAAACCAUGUCGAGCACACGGACCAAGAAAAAGCAGCGUACACGCACGCAACGCUACACAUCCAAUGUGUUCGCCAUGUUCAAUCAAGGACAGAUACAAGAAUUCAAGGAAGCCUUCAACAUGAUCGACCAGAACAGAGACGGCUACAUCGACAAGGAAGAUCUCUUCGAGAUGUUUACGUCACUUGGGAAAAACCCCACCGACCCUGACCUUGAUGUCAUGAUCAACAUGGCGCCCGGACCAAUCAACUUCACCAUGUUCCUAACUCUUUUCGGCGAGAAGCUCAACGGAACUGACCCCGAGGAGGUCAUUCGGAACGCCUUUGCUUGCUUUGAUGAGAGGAAUGCAG
Molecule: messenger RNA, 609 nt
Organism: Aplysia californica (California sea hare)
Lineage: Eukaryota; Metazoa; Mollusca; Gastropoda; Aplysiida; Aplysiidae
Product: myosin regulatory light chain 12A
Cellular component (GO): cytoplasm; myosin II complex
Molecular function (GO): myosin heavy chain binding; calcium ion binding
Source: RefSeq, a predicted model, not a curated record